This is a messenger RNA of Parathielavia appendiculata, 1249 nucleotides long. Its product is annotated as galactose-binding like protein. The transcript is spliced from 3 exons. The coding region runs from base 218 to 1129 and encodes 303 amino acids. Gene Ontology annotation, biological process: anaphase-promoting complex-dependent catabolic process; protein K11-linked ubiquitination. Gene Ontology annotation, cellular component: anaphase-promoting complex. The record is from RefSeq and is a predicted model, not a curated record. Lineage: Eukaryota; Fungi; Ascomycota; Sordariomycetes; Sordariales; Chaetomiaceae.
CGCAAACACCGGACCAUUGCAGCUUCACAAUACUGGUAAUAUGCCAUGCUCACGGUACAGUUUGGCCAAUGUCCCCAACGACAAGUAAAACACCGUAAGCUGCUAGGUUAAGCAAGCUCCGGUCACGAUUGCGCGAGCUCUUCCUCGACCUGGUACCUUAAGCAGGUUUACAAAAAGAGCUGCUGCCUGCUGUUCUGCCGUUGCACAUCUCGCUGCCAUGCCCCGGUUCACCAUGGGAGACCACGACGUUAUGUCGUACGACGAGUACCUCCGUGGCAUCCGUGAAAGUUACGAGAGGAUUGGCGAGGAGCGCUUGGGAGGAGGACUUGGGGUGGGAGAGGGUGACGAUGAACUGCUUGGCGACGUUGUAACUGCGGAGAUGGGCGACGAGAUGGGCGACGAGAUGGACGACGAUGAGGAAGACGAUGAAGAACAUCCCGGAUCCGAGGCUGAAGAGCAGGAUCACGCAUUCAAUCCGGCAGCUUUGGGGCUGAAGGAAAUCAACAACCUUGCCCACUUCGGCGUCAGCAGCCACAGACCGGGGAAUGGCGUGGCCGAGUUGCUCAGCGAGGACCUCGAUAAGUACUGGCAAUCGGAUGGCCAACAGCCGCACCUUCUCACGAUUCACUUUCUCCGCCGCGUGGAGAUCCGCACAAUCCGCUUCUACGUCGACUACAACCAGGACGAGUCGUACACGCCCACCCACAUCGUCUUCUACGCCGGCACCGGCCACCACGACCUAAUUCAAUUCGCAGAGGUCCCUCUCACCAACCCUGUGGGGUGGCAGGACGUCCCCAUCGCCGACAGCGGCGGCGGCGCCGACGGCCACUCGCUGUGCUGCUGGAUGGUACAGAUGCACAUCAAAGAGAACCACCAGAACGGCAAGGACACUCACAUUCGCGGCAUCAAGAUCUACGCCCUGGACGACCAGUCGCUAGGCGGCAGCACUGCUGCAUGCGAGCCGGCGACCCACGCCCUGAGCACUGAUCUGGACGAGCAUCUCGGCAGUGUGCUGGCCGCGCAGGACCGGCAGGACGAGUCGUUUCAAGAGCUGCUGGAUGCCUUUGAGCGCCACCCUAUUUCCAUGUCCAAUUUUGGGGAUUCGAUGCGCGAGCCGGUGAUCCGGUAGACGGCCUUUUCUUGGUGCUGGUGUUGGGGACAUUAAGGGUGAGCCUGUCUCUUAGAGGGUAUGGCAUGAUAUCGGACUUGUGCAUUGCAUAGGCGUCUGGAGGACUUGGGCCGGUUUGUC